Megalopta genalis is the source of this 2176-nucleotide messenger RNA. Lineage: Eukaryota; Metazoa; Arthropoda; Insecta; Hymenoptera; Halictidae. The record is from RefSeq and is a predicted model, not a curated record.
CUCAGGAAAAGCUGUUAAUUUUCAUACCGCGAACGUAUAACGUUAUGUAAACGGAUACUAGCAGAAACAGCAAACAUCUGAGUUUGUUGCUAAGUCUCGUGCGCUACGUUCGCAGGAAGUUUCGUAACCGGUGCUACUUCGGCUUACAAUUUGAUAUUUUUUUUUUUUUGCUUUUUGCCGCGGGCAACCUAUUUGUUUCGUUUCUUUGUUUCGAUCAUUUCUUAUUCCAGUUUAUGCGCGUUCAAUUCAAUUCGACCAGAUGUUCUCUAAUCUGAUUUAUAUGCUGAUAAUUUGGCUGUGGUCUGCUCGUGCAAAACUCGCGAUUUUAAAUACGAAUUUACAGACACGUAGAUUUAUCAUUCAAUUUUACGAGUUACCACAGUUUAUAGGUGCGAGGAUGUUAGAAAUUUAUAAACGACCGUAACUUAAAUUAGACUUGUAAUUGGAAUAUUUCAUCCGGAUCGACGCUGCCGGAAUUCUGAAUGUUGGGCGUAUUAAACGAUUUACGGUUGACCUACAUACGAUGUUCUUGAAUUUCCCAUGAUAGCAAUUAACAGUACGAUGGAACUUGAUGUGAAAUUGUGAACGCGAAUCCUGUUUUUCGGAUAUCCACAAUUUAGUGUAAUAAUUCAAUAGCUACGCUCAUCGAGACUGAAAAAUGAAUAGCGAGUUGAAGUCAACUUGACCGUCGUCGAUGGACGUACCUCUUUUCCCAGCGCCACCAAGCCUCAAGGGUGCACCGUCGCCCCUUAGUGACGUGGUAGAUGUUGCGAAGUUGACACGUGUUCCGUUGGCCACGCUCACGUGUCCUCGUGGGCGACAUGUGCCGAAAGGACGUAGGGUUACCAGGGUUCGCAGGAUACAACGUUCAACUCGUAAUAACCUGGUUCACCCCAAGCCGAAGGACCAAUUCCGUCGCCGCGUCACCGAAUUUCGUAUCACGAUGACGGAACGGCAACGGAACGAUGACGACGAUAACGAUGUUGUUUGCGUGAUCGAUUCGCCGACGACAGUUUCGGAAGAACUCUCGUCGCAGCAUAAAUCAUCAGUAGAAUUUAAGAAAUCAGUAUCAUCGAUAGCCGUUCAAACUAUAGUUGGUCUACCAUUACGAUUGCGGGCGUUCCCGUCCGUCAAGGACAUUGUUGAAGAAGACUCGAGGAAUCCAACGAAAAAAUCUUUAAAAAUAUGGAAGCACAUUAGAUUUUUAGGAAGAUUGUCGCUCUCUUUGUUCGGGUUGACCUGGCUGCUCUCCAUUUGGGCUGUCGUGGGUGCAGCUGCCUUUUGCGCGAUCGAAGGGCCACGGGAGCGUGAACAAGUUAUCAAAUUAAAGAAUAUGCAAAGAGAAAUAGCAGUUGGUUUAGCAACAGAGCUGAGACAGCUGCGUACCGAGAAUGAAGAGGACCUAGAACCCCUUUGGGCCAGUAGAAUAAAUCAGUACGUACUGAAACACGAAAAGGUCCUACUGAUGGCUGUUAACGCCGGAUAUGGCGAAAAUGGAAAUAGCGGGCAACUUUGGACGUUUCCUGGCUGUAUACUUUUUUCUAUCUCACUCCUCACUACUUUAGGUUUCGGUGCCCCAGUUCCACGUACUACGUCUGGCAGAACAAUAACUGUUAUUUUCGCGGCAAUCGGAACACCUGCACAUUUCCUCUUAGUCAUGAAUAUUGGUCUUAUACUAGCAUUACGAUUGCAAAGAUAUGCCAUAUCUAGAGAGAAGGCAAGAUACGAUGAAGAAGAGCUGAAAUAUUUGUUGCCGGUACCAAGAUGGGUUAAAAUAUUCCCUUUCGUUUGCAUAGCCACUUACUACCUAAUGGGAAUUCUAUGCUUUGGAGUGGCUCGAUCUAGGCCAUUUGCAGCAAGUAUUCUCUUCCCUCUAGAUUUUACUGCCGCUGGUGGUUUAUCAACAAUACUCGGUUACGUACGAAUAUUGUACGGACUUUAUCUAGAAGGUGCAGUUACUAUUAUUGCUGUUGCACUAGCUGUGCUGCGUGUAUCAGCUACACAAAACUUGACUCAUAUCGGUUUGAAAUAUGGUCUACUGAUUGAAGCUUAAAUAGACACUUAUUAUAAUUUCCUUCAAAAUAAACAAAAAUAACUUCAAUUGAAUUCUAUAUACUUUUAUAGAAUGGAUUCGUAUCUUUGAAUGAAUGUUUCGUAAUUUUGAAUACUUGUUAAU